GAGACGCGUAGCGGCCACAUGUGAUCAUGUGAAUCUGCAGAGAGGCUGAAAACAUGGUGGAAAAGAGUGACAUCCGCGUGGUUCGCUGCGGCGGCAGCAAAAUAAACUUUAGACCUCCUAUCAUCUCGCAUGACUCCAGGUUUGUGUUGUGCGUCUCUGGAGAUUCAGUGAAAGUCUAUAGCACACGUACAGAAGAGUGGCUUCAUAAUUUGCAGGGCCACAACAACCAAGUAACCGGCAUCGCCUUCAAUCCAGCCAAUCAGCUGCAGGUUUAUUCUUGCUCAGCAGAUGGCACUGUUAAACUGUGGGACUUUAUCGAUGGCAUCCUUAUCAAGACGUUUGUCAUUGGAUACCCUUUGUAUUCACUAUACGUGUCUGAGAAACACGAAGGGGUCAUUUUCCUUAUUGUUUCCAUGGGUACAGAGUCCAACAAUGAGAGUUUUCAGUUGGUUGCUGUACAUCUGCCCAAAUCAGCAGAGCAGGAGGUGGAGGCCAAAGAACUGUCCACUGUUGCCAGUAAAAUCAGCCCAAACCCCAGCUGUACGACCUUCGGCAGAGGGGGGGAAUUCAUAGCAUUUUCCAGGCUCCUCCAGCUUAAUGUUUAUUUCUUCAGGAAGCAGAAGACAUACAGUUUUUCCCUAAAAGCCACAGAUAAGAAAGCAGCCAAAAAUGCAUUUACAUGCAUAGCCUGUCACCCAACAGACGACUGCAUAGCCAGCGGUCAUGAAGAUGGAAAGAUCCGCCUCUGGAGAAACUUCAAUCACAAGAAAGAGUACACGUAUUCCACAAAGCACUGGCAUCACGAUGCUGUCAACCAUUUGUGCUUUACUCCAGAAGGCUCUAAUCUGCUGAGUGGAGGCAUCGAGUCUGUGCUCGUCCAGUGGCAGUAUGGAGAUAUGAGCAAAAAAGAGUUCCUGCCCCGACUCGGAGGAUCCAUUUCGCAUGUGUCUGCAUCAGCUGACGGCCAGUUGUUUUGUACCGCACAUUCAGACAACAAGAUCUCCAUUAUCGAGAGCAGUUUUAAAGUGUCCGGCCUGAUUCAGGGUUUAGUCAGAGGAGAUGCUGUUUCGACUGAUCUAAUGAUUGACCCGCGCAGUAAAGCUUUAGUGCUCAAUGGGAAACCGGGUCAUCUGCAGUUUUACUCUCUCCUACGUGACAAGCAUCUGUACAAUCUGGACAUCGUGCAGCAAGAGUAUAUUUAUGAAGCGGGUCUGGAUCAGUUUGAAGUGGUCAAGGCUGUAUUUGAUGUAAAAGGGUCCUGGCUCGCUACAGUGGAGGAAAGAGGACAAAAAACUUCAGAUCUUGAGUUUUUCCUCAAACUAUGGGCUUUUGAUGAGACGACGCAAAGCUUUGUCCUGAACACCACCGUCACUGAGGCCCACAGCGAGCGGAUUACAUCCAUGUGCUUCAGCUCUUCAGACGAGACCACCAUGCUGGUGACCACAGCCCAGGACGGCCAGUUCAAAGCCUGGUGUCAGACUGCAGACGCUCAACAGGCCCAGAACUACUGGUCAUGUGAUUUCGUGGGCAGUUAUCAUAACCUGAAGCCAAAGAACUGCUGUUUCUCAGCUGACGGCUCCAUCCUGGCUGUGAGUUUUCAAGAAGUCCUAACAUUAUGGAGCCCGGAGAGCUGGGAACUGCUCACCACACUCUGCCAACCACCUGGAGAAAUAAGGGACCUUUGUUUCGGCCGGUUAAGCUGCUCCAAAUACCUGCUUAGCACCACCACCAAGAACCUGCUCUGCUGCUGGAAUCUCCUCACUUGUGCAUUGGAAUGGAGCACAUCUGUGGAUGUUUCCAGGCUGCAGUCGGACCCUUUGUCAGAAAACGUGGCCGCUUUUUCAUUCGAGUCUAAACAUACAGACUUGUUUGUGUUUAAGCCCAGCGAGCCGCGGCCUUUGUUCAGCCAGAGAAACGUGUGUUCAGAAAAAGUGGAUCGAGCUGUGUUUGUUCCUCGAGAAGAGCCGUUCAACAGUUGUGAUGAAAGCUGUCAGUGGCUCAACAGAUCUCAGCUCUACUUCCUCACACAAAACAUGGAUUUGUUGACCUUCAGCUCAGCAACAGAAGAGGACAGAAUGUUGUCUUCUAGUAAGCGGCUUCUGAUUGAUGAGAGUGUUGCUGUAACACCGUUUUACCUGCUGUUGGGCAAACACCGAAAACAGCAGCACAAGCUCAACACAGAGACUCAAGCACCAGCAGACAAACCACCACACACACAGGGAUCCGCCGCCAUCAAACAGUUGUUACACACACCAGCUCAUGUCCUGCCUGCUGCUUCAGUGCUGUGCUCCAUGUUUGUCAGGUCCCUCUUGAUCUCCAACUCUGGAGUGCGGGAGGAAAUGGACUCCUCGGAGCAGGAAAUGGACAGCGAGAAAGAAGAAGAGGAAUCUGAGGAGGAAAUGGAAGCAUGUGAUGGUCAUCAGGAGCUCAGAGCGCAGGGUUCAGUGGACGAGCAGAAGCCUAAACUCUCUAAAGCUCAAGAAAGGGAACUCAAGAGGCUCAGAAAGACUGACUUCAGCUGGAUGACCUGCCUUGUUGACUCCAAACCAUGAUCAUGCAGUUUCGGUCACGUUUUUUUUUUAAUUCUACCCAACUAGCUUCUGUACGGUAGCUUGUGGCUCGAUGAGAAAUUUUUGUAACUAGGACAAGAAUGCAUUUUGUACGUCCGAAUGUUAAUGUUUAUCCCAGUUGCAUAAGCAAUAAUUUAUAAAGACCUUUUGAACAAUG
Molecule: messenger RNA, 2727 nt
Organism: Danio aesculapii
Lineage: Eukaryota; Metazoa; Chordata; Actinopteri; Cypriniformes; Danionidae
Gene: wdr75
Product: WD repeat domain 75
Exons: 21
Coding region: 54-2552 (832 amino acids)
Biological process (GO): positive regulation of transcription by RNA polymerase I; positive regulation of rRNA processing
Cellular component (GO): nucleolus
Molecular function (GO): RNA binding; protein binding
Source: RefSeq, a predicted model, not a curated record